Molecule: messenger RNA, 885 nt
Organism: Penicillium argentinense
Lineage: Eukaryota; Fungi; Ascomycota; Eurotiomycetes; Eurotiales; Aspergillaceae
Product: Gfo/Idh/MocA family protein
Exons: 2
Coding region: 1-885 (294 amino acids)
Biological process (GO): NADPH regeneration
Cellular component (GO): cytoplasm
Molecular function (GO): oxidoreductase activity; nucleotide binding
Source: RefSeq, a predicted model, not a curated record
AUGCUGUCUCAGUCCGGUCUGCAAGCCGUCUGGAUUUCUACAAGCACGGAUGUCCAUGCGAGUCAGUCACUCUCAGCCAUUGCGAAAGGAAUCCACGUGCUUUGUGAAAAGCCUCUGAGUACUGAUCUGGUCGAGGCGCAAUCGGUUGUCGACGCAGCAGAGCGCAAUCCAUGGAUCAAGGUGAUGGCUGGAUUCUCCCGACGGUUUGACGCUUCCUAUCGCGACGCAAGCACGAAGAUCCAGGAGAAGGCGAUCGGAUCUCCAUUCAUGGUUCGAUCUAACACCUGCGAUCUGCGCGAUGAAUCUGGAUUCUUUGUUCGCCACGCGUCUCGGAACGGUGGUAUUUUCGUCGAUUGUGCGAUUCACGACAUUGAUCUAUCGCUCUGGUACCUUGGCAACCCAAUCCCUAAGGCGUGCUGGGCAGCCGGCACCCUUCAGCACCAUCCUGAAUUGAAGGAUCUGAAUGACGUGGAUAAUGCCGUGGGUGUCGUGGAAUUCCAUGGAGGCAAGAUCGCAUACUUCUACUGCUCGAGAACUCAAGCCCACGGACAUGAUGUUUGCACCGAGGUCACUGGCACAGAUGGAAAGUUGAUGGUGAAUGUGAUCCCCAAACAGAACAAUGUGGUCUUGGCCGACAAGCUGGGCAUGCGGCACGAGGUUCAGCCAGAGUACUGGCAGCGCUUCGAGGACGCUUUUGCGAGGGAAGCCAACGAGUUUGUAGACUCUGUGCUAAACAACAAGCCGGUUCCUGUCUCACUGGGAACCGGAAUCAUGGUCAUGAAGAUCGGACAAGCGCUGCAGCAUGCUUUGCUCACUGGUGAGGUGGUGAAGUUCAACGAGCGCGGAGACCGGUUGGAUUCUCGGCCAUUCCAGGGAAAGCUCUGA